Molecule: messenger RNA, 801 nt
Organism: Trichomonas vaginalis G3
Lineage: Eukaryota; Parabasalia; Trichomonadida; Trichomonadidae
Product: hydrolase family
Exons: 1
Coding region: 1-801 (266 amino acids)
Source: RefSeq, a predicted model, not a curated record
AUGGAAAACAUAAGACUUCGCUACUUUAAUGAAAAAGAGAAUAGCUACAAGAGUCAAGUUCACUACGGAAACAAUUCAGCCAAUGCUAAGAUAAUUGAAAGUCAAGGAUCAAAAAUUUAUUAUGAAGUCAAUGGAAAUGGCAAACCAAUUGUUAUUUUGCAUGGUGGAAUCGUUGGAUCGAUUGGUGAAAUGGGUGGACUUAUAGAUAAUCUUUCUUCUUCCAAUAAGAUCAUUGCAAUUGCAACAAGAGGCCAUGGGAAAUCAGAAAUAGGAACAGUAGAACAAACAUAUGAAGUUAAGGCUAUUGAUGUUAAAAAUGUUAUUGAAAACGAAACAAAUGAAAAAGUAAAAAUUAUAGGAUUUAGUGAUGGAGCUUAUACUGGUCUCUUCUUAAGUGCAAUGUUUCCAGAUAAAGUCGAAAAGCUUAUUGCUAUUGGUGCUGGAACAUGGAAGGCAAAAUCUAAACAAUUUCCAGCAUUUGAGAUAUUCAGAAGUUUAGACACAAAAUAUUGGGAUGAACAAAUGCUUAUUAGACCAGAACCAGAUAGAAUUAAUCAGUGGUAUGAUUCAAUUACUACUUAUUAUGCAAAUCUCGAAGUUGGAGAAAAAAUCUUUGGAAAGGUAGAAUCCCCAACACUUUUGAUGGCCGGAGACAAAGAUCAAAACACUCCAUUACAAACAGUUGUCGAAGCAUACAAAAUGAUGAAGAACGCACAACUUUCUAUCAUACCAGAUUCGGGCCAUGAAGUUGUCAGUCAGAGAUUCCAAGAAAUAUGGCCAAUCAUCAAAAAAUUUUUAUAA